Cladocopium goreaui is the source of this 1884-nucleotide messenger RNA. The record is from the annotation of a GenBank genome assembly. Lineage: Eukaryota; Dinophyceae; Suessiales; Symbiodiniaceae.
AUGGCUUGCCCCAGCGCGAAACGGCAGCGCAUGGGAGUGCAGCUGGACGCGUACGACAGCAGUGAGGAGACGGACAACUCUGAGGCGCCUCCCAUCUCCGAGCGCGCAGCGGCCUACGCACCACACGUGGGGCCUGCGCUGGAUGCCUUUUGGACCUUGGACCCUGAAGCGGAGGUACAUGGAAGUCAUCAAGUGGGUCUGUGGGAUGAACACUCAGACUUGGACCUUUUGACCACGCAGCCGCUGCACCAGCUGCUGCGACGCUUGCGCGGCGGGACGGCGCCGAGCUCGCUGACGCUGCUGGAGCACGUCUCGCAGGCGCGGGUGCCGCGGCUGCUGCUGAAGCACCGCAGCGGGGUGGUGCUGGAUGUGGUGGAAGCGAAACGCGACCCCUACGCCGUCCCCAAGGACCGCUUCGUCGCGCAGCGCCUGGCCGCCAGCCCGGCCGUUGCUGCGCCGCUGGCGCGGCGAAUUAAGGCGACGGCGCGGCGCUGGGCGAUGCCGCGGGAGGAGGGAUAUCCGAACUGCUUUCUCUUCCUGCUGAUCGGCUUUUGGUACCUGGCCCGCCAGCGACCUCCGGAUACUGAUGGUGAGGGCGGAAAGUCCCAAGAGCAACGAGAAGAGAGGCUUUUUCAAGGCUUGUUGAAGUUCCUGGUUCAGUGUGCGUCCGAGCCCAUGAUCUUCGAUCUGCGCGAAGAGCCAGGGGAUGUUGGAGGAGCAGAAGCUCAUUGGAAGAUCGUGGAACCCGUUUCCGGCAGGUCCAGCACAUCGCGGAGCUGGCGAAGCUGGAACUUGGCAGCUGACGUGUCGUGGCGGAUGCGACGGGAUGGCGCAGCUUUCAAAGUGGACCGCCUUGGAGCCCCCGGAGCUGCUGAUCCCAUUGAGAUUUCGCCCAGCGGACGGAUGACUUGGAGGGUGCCAAAGCUUCAGUCGCUGCUGAAGAGCUGCGACUUGGCAAGAGCAGAGGCGGCUCAGCAGGCGGUGCCAGCCUCUGGGAGAUCCCAUGCUGGGUCGCACGGCAAUGAGCUGUCCAUGCGGGAACUGGAGCGCCAGCUGCAGGAGCUGAGGAGAGACAAGGUGAAGAUCGAUGAUCACAUCAGAAGAAUGGAGUCUGCACAGAAACGUUUCGGUGAUGAGGACAGGUCCAAGUUGACGGCCAUGCAUAGCCAGGAGGAGACCAAAGAUGACAAGGAGAAGAAGGAGGAUGGUGAAGACGGCGAGGAAAAGGAUGAAGAUGGUGAAAAAAAGGAGCAGGAAGAGAGCAGAAAGAGAAAGAGGGAAGAUGAUGUGGAGCAGAGGAAGAAGGAAGGUCGACCUACUAAAGCGGACCCCAGGAGCCGUAAUCUCUUUGGGAAGCUGCUGGGCCACCUUCAGUCUGCCAAAGACAGGCUGCAGAAGGAAAAGACCAGCAAAGUGGGUGAACUGCAGCAGAAAGCCUUGAUGAAAGUGGAGGAAAAGGUGAAUCUCAGCAAGAUGAACCUGAAGGAGUUUAGAAGAGGUGAGUUCACCAAGACGCUGGAGGAGGAACAAGCCAGAGUCCUGGAGAUCGAAAAGCAGAUCGAACAAAAGGAGGUGCUCCUGCUCCAGCGGCGCUUGGAGAACCACUACUCCCUGAUGAUGAACUUCAUCCGUACUGAGGUGUCGCCUCCCAUCUUCUUUUUGCCUGCGAAGCACACCCGGGACACCGAGAAACAGUUGGAAGCGACUCGUGCGGGAAUCAAGGGCAAAAUCGCGGCGCUGAAGCAUCAGCUCCCUCAGGUGCCGGAGGCUGAAAUGAAAGGUGCUGAGGGUGAGCAGAAGGAGGCAGAACCAGAGGCCCCUCGAGAAGAGGCAGCUGAAGCCGAUGGUGCAGAAGCGAAGGACGAUGCGAGUGACAGCUCAUGA